This is a messenger RNA of Carassius carassius (crucian carp), 792 nucleotides long. Its product is annotated as nuclear nucleic acid-binding protein C1D. The transcript has 5 exons. Gene Ontology annotation, molecular function: DNA binding; RNA binding. Lineage: Eukaryota; Metazoa; Chordata; Actinopteri; Cypriniformes; Cyprinidae. Gene Ontology annotation, cellular component: exosome (RNase complex); nucleolus. The coding region runs from base 114 to 554 and encodes 146 amino acids. The record is from RefSeq and is a predicted model, not a curated record. Gene Ontology annotation, biological process: maturation of 5.8S rRNA; regulation of gene expression.
AAAUUAUAUUUUUUUCAUGACUUUUAUUUUGAAACGCUGGCAUUUGAGCGUUGCUUAUUGUUUUCUGUGCUCAGUAGAGGCGCAGUACGGUGUGUGAUACGUCUGUCCAUACAAUGGCUGAUGAUGGUCCGAUGGAGGAUUAUCCCACUGAAAUUGAGGAAAACCUGAAUGAUUUUGAGUCCUCUUUGAGCUCUGUCCAGAACAUGGUCCAAACGCUCGUGUCUGUCUCCAGAAGUGACAGUCUGCUUAAAAUGGAUCCUCUUGAUCGAGCUAAAUUGGAUCUGAUGUCUGCAUAUGCCCUCAACUCAAUGUUCUGGAUGUAUCUGGUGACACAAGGAGUCAAUCCAAAAGACCAUGUGAUUAAACAAGAAUUGGAGAGGAUCAGGACAUACAUGAACAAAAUCAAAGAGAUCACGGACAAAAGAAAAGCUGCACGUCUGGACAAAGAUGCAGCAUCACGGUUUGUUCGGAAUGCAUUGUGGGACGCAGAGGACAAGAAAAGAAAAGACACAGCUGAGCAUCCCAAGAGAGGAAAGCACAUUAGGUUUUCUUGAUUUAAUUGACUGGUGAAACACUGACGUUUUUCCUCAAAUAUUCAACAGACUUCAGGAUUAAGCACAACCAAUAUUUGUGAGCAUUGAACUCUGCUGGUGAUGUGUUAUGAUGUGUAUAUGGUGAUUAGCAUCAUUCCUUUCAAGAUUGUGACUAGUUUCAAACUAAAGAAGAAACCCAAUGUAAGUUGCAGGUACUUCAGUAAAUUUUUUUUUAAUAUUAUUGCUUUAUUCAUUUGCA